Mastomys coucha (southern multimammate mouse) is the source of this 3661-nucleotide messenger RNA. It is a transcript of the gene Lars2, whose product is annotated as leucyl-tRNA synthetase 2, mitochondrial. Gene Ontology annotation, biological process: mitochondrial translation; leucyl-tRNA aminoacylation. The transcript is spliced from 15 exons. Gene Ontology annotation, molecular function: aminoacyl-tRNA deacylase activity; ATP binding; leucine-tRNA ligase activity. Lineage: Eukaryota; Metazoa; Chordata; Mammalia; Rodentia; Muridae. The record is from RefSeq and is a predicted model, not a curated record. Gene Ontology annotation, cellular component: mitochondrion. The coding region runs from base 508 to 2550 and encodes 680 amino acids.
AUGUUCAGAGAUCAAGACAAAGACAGAGUUCCUUAGUAAGUCAUAGUGGCUUAGACAAAGUUCUGAGUUCUGUAUGUGUGUAAUACUCAGUGCUUCUGUUUUAAGCUAAAUCUCAAAGGCAAUCUAGGAUAUACCCAGACAAAGUCUGUGUCUCAUCUGCAGAUAACUCAGGUCAGAUAUAGUAUACAAGACUCAUGUGCAGAGAAAGCACAGUCCUAGGCAACUUUUGGGCCAAAACAAAACCAUAUCCCACCAGCUCAGCAGACCCUCAGUGUUCUCCCUCUAAAGACUAUCUGCAGGGAGGGUCAUUUCCUUUUAGUUCAUAUUGAUACACCUGACCCUGGGCAUGGAUCUGGGACAGUUUCAAAAGUGCUUGUUAGCUUGCCUGGAGAAGAGCAAAGCUGAGAGCAUAGCUUUCUGUGCAGCCCCUCUCCACUAGCCUUAGGCCUAUCAUAUUCCUGAGUGGGGUCAUUUCCUCUCCUCUCCCUCCCCUCCAAAGACUCUCUGAUGGCAUAUUGGAAAGGAGGGGUGCCAGUCCCCUCCCUGAUGUGCCAUGAAACUCUGAUGGCAGUAUUGGAAGGACACCUGGCCAUGCAGGACGCGUUGGCAGACCUCCCAGAGUGGUAUGGAAUAAAAGGCAUGCAGGCCCACUGGAUUGGGGACUGUGUGGGCUGCCAUCUGGACUUCACAUUAAAGGUUGAUGGACAAGAUACGGGAGAGAAACUGACAGCAUACACAGCCACUCCUGAGGCCAUCUAUGGCAUCUCCCACGUGGCCAUCUCUCCUAGCCACAGGCUUCUACAUGGCUACAGCUCUCUGAAGAAAGCCUUGCAGAAGGCACUAGUCCCAGGCAGAGAUUGCCUCACACCAGUGAUAGCUGUGAACAUGCUCACCCUGCAGGAGGUCCCCAUCGUUAUCAUGGCUAACCCUGACUUGGAAGGCUCUCUAGAUUCAAAAAUAGGAAUCCCCAGCACCAGCUCAGAGGACGCCAGACUAGCCCAAGCUCUGGGCCUGUCCUACUCUGAGGUCAUUGACACUUCCCCAGAUGGCACAGAGAGACUGAGUGGAUCUGCUGAGUUUACAGGUAUGACCCGGCAGGAUGCUUUUGUAGCCCUGACUCAGAAAGCCCGUGGGAUGAGAGUGGGUGGACACGUGACAAGUAACAAGCUGAAAGACUGGCUGAUCUCGAGGCAGCGCUACUGGGGCACACCAAUCCCCAUUGUUCACUGCCCAGCCUGUGGCCCUGUGCCUGUGCCACUGCAAGACUUGCCUGUGACUUUGCCCAGCAUCACAUCUUUAACAGGCACAGGAGGUUCCCCCCUGGCCUCAGCUUUGGAGUGGGUGAACUGCUCUUGCCCAAGGUGCAAGGGAUCAGCCAAGAGAGAAACGGACACCAUGGACACCUUUGUGGAUUCCGCUUGGUACUACCUCAGAUACACUGAUCCUCACAAUACUCAUAGUCCUUUCGGCUCAGCCCUGGCAGACUUCUGGAUGCCUGUGGAUCUGUACAUUGGAGGGAAAGAGCAUGCUGUCAUGCACUUGUUCUAUGCACGAUUCUUCAGUCAUUUCUGCCACAGUCAAAAGAUGAUGAAGCACAGGGAACCUUUCCAUAAACUACUGGCCCAAGGCCUCAUUAAGGGACAGACAUUCCGCCUUCCAUCUGGACAGUGUCUGAAGAGGGAGGAUAUAGAUUUCACAGGUCCUGCUCCAGUUUGUGCAAAAACAAAAGAGAAGUUAGAGGUGACAUGGGAGAAGAUGAGCAAGUCCAAACACAAUGGGAUAGAUCCCGAGGAGAUUGUGGCCCAGUAUGGAAUUGACACAAUCCGGCUCUACAUCCUCUUUGCAGCCCCUCCUGAGAAGGACAUCUUGUGGGAUGUAAAGACCGAUGCACUCCCUGGAGUGCUAAGAUGGCAACAGCGGUUGUGGUCCCUGACAACAAGAUUUAUCGAGGCAAGGACUUCUGGGACAGUCCCCCAGCCUCAGCUGCUGGACGACAAGGAGAAAGCCAAGGCCCGAAGCCUCUGGGAGUACAAAAAUGCAGUCAUAACUCAGGUGACCACCCACUUUACAGAGGACUUUGCCCUGAAUUCUGUAGUUUCCCAGCUGAUGGGUCUCAGCAGUGCCCUCUCGCAAGCCUCUCCUAGAGUUGUUUUCCACAGCUCUGAGUUUGAGGAUGCUCUGUGUUCCCUGCUGGUGAUGGCUGCCCCGCUAGCCCCUCAUGUAACCUCAGAACUCUGGGCAGGCCUGGCGCUGGUACCAAGCAAGCUCUGUGACCAUUAUGCCUGGGAUGCUGCUGUGAUGCUUCAGGCCUGGCCCACAGUGGACUCACAGUUCCUUCAGAAGCCUGAUAUGGUGCAGAUGGCUGUUCUGAUCAACAACAAGGCCUGUGGCAAGAUCCCUGUGCCCCAGCAUGUUGCCCAGGACCAGGACAAAGUCCAUGAAUUUGUUCUCCAGAGUGAGCUAGGCAUGAAGCUGCUGCAGGGGAGAAGCAUCAAGAAGGCCUUCCUCUCCCCCAGGACUGCCCUCAUCAAUUUCUUGGUGCAGGAGUGACCAGGGCUUCCAGGUUCCUCCUCCUCUGCCCAGAUCAAGGGAAGGAAUGUUAACUUAGGCAAAAAGACCAAUGUCAGGGACAUUGGCCUUUGUGCCAGGACCAGCUGGAGUCAGCAGGAGUCUUGUGUGCUAAAGUCUGGACCUAGAUAAGAAUGUAUGUGGGCAAAGAGGAACGAGAGGAGAAGAUUCAUUCAGUUGUCCCAUACCCCUCCACUUCCACUCAGGGUAUGAAGCCACCAGAGAUGCUGCCCAGGUUGGAGCAAGAAUUAGAAAAGACACAGGCAAGGCUGACUAGGAGCUUUUACACCUACCAAUGGUACUGUCUCUUGUACUUCUCAGGAGUCAUGUACUAAAGAGCCACUUAGGCUCAGGACCUGCACAAUAGUCAGGUGUACAGAUGGCGCUAGCUGGGCUUUUGGGUUACAGGACAGAUAAAACUGUUCAACUGUGUAACUAAACAUGAACACCAGCAUUUCUACGAAUUAUUGUGCAUAUGUCUCCAGCACCUUUCAACUGUGUCACACACGUCUCUUCCACUCCAGCUGGAUAGCCUGUUCUGAGUUUAUUGUAUGCACUAGGAUAGGGCUCCACUUCUGACCCUGAACAUGCAGACUGUGCUCUGUGGUGAGUGGAAUCUUGUUCUGAGUUGCUGAUCCUCACCAAAGCCCCAUCAUAGCCCAGUGAGGGGUUUGAACCCCAGAUGGCUCACAUGAGCCCCUAGAUAGUAACACUACUAUCAUUGAUUUAGCUCCUAGAGUGUCAUUAGCAAAAGCAAGUUCAUCAAAGAAGAACAGAACUGUUGCUUCCUGGAUGUCACCUCCUGUGUGGGAGACAGCUAGAUCAUAGCAGAUGUGGACCCAGACUACCAGUAAGUUAGGCAAAGCUGACUUUAUGUGGGUCAUCGGUAAAAUGCUAUUACAGACAUAGCCUGAGCAAGGGCUUAAUACUAAGUUGUGGAAGAACUAAGAAGAAGCUAGCCAUCUCAGGAUGCUGAAGCUCUGUAUCUGUAAUCUGCAGUCACCCAGAAGUGGUUGUCAUGUCAUCUCCUGCCUUCAGAUGCCUUUAGAUGUCAUAAACAUAUCACUGUAAAUGUAACUUUUAUUCUCCUGAA